Molecule: messenger RNA, 861 nt
Organism: Colletotrichum orchidophilum
Lineage: Eukaryota; Fungi; Ascomycota; Sordariomycetes; Glomerellales; Glomerellaceae
Exons: 3
Coding region: 1-861 (286 amino acids)
Molecular function (GO): zinc ion binding; oxidoreductase activity, acting on single donors with incorporation of molecular oxygen; ferrous iron binding
Source: RefSeq, a predicted model, not a curated record
AUGCCUCGCGCUCCAGUAGUUUGCAUCACACAUGGCGGUGGUCCGAUGCCCGUCCUCGAGCCUCAAAUGGGUAGCCAUGGCCAUGACGCGCUUAAUGAAAGCCUCCGAACCCGUGUGCGUGAAAUCUUGAGAUUGGGCACAUCUGAAGCGCCUCGUGCCAUAGUUGUCAUUACCCCUCAUUGGCGUCCUGAUUAUCCAACCGUAACUAUGGUCGACAAGCCCCCGAUUUGCUAUGAUUUUGAGCCGAGUCACCCGCCUGCCGCUUGGGAUAUUCAGUACGAGGCUCCAGGAUCUAGCGAGGUGGCAAAUCUCGUCUACGACGCUUUUUCUGCAGCUGACCUGAAGACCGGAAAAGAUUUUGAGAGAGGUUUUGACCACGGUGUUUUCAUACCAUUUAUCUUCAUCAGCCCGUCAGGCGAGGUGCCUCUGAUCUCGGUCUCGAUCUCUAGCUCCUCCGACCCUGACCUGUACACUCGGAUGGGCCAGGCGCUGAUCAAGCUGCGAGAGGACAACAUUGCGGUUGUGGGCUCAGGCUUUGCUUCCUACCACAACGUUCCAAUGAUGCGAAAGCUCUACUUCGCUGAUCCCGCUUCGGCGGAGAUGACUGAAUGGCGCAACAAGGUCACCGACUUUAAUAGGGCCCUUGCGGACAUCGUGACGACUGCGGAUCCUGAAGAGCGAGCCAAACGCCUGCAGAAAUGGCGUGAACUACCUUUCGCAUACGAUGUCCACCCAGAUAACGAAGAUGAGCAUAUCCUGCCUCUGUUUGUUUCUUCUGGAGCUGCGGAUAACAGCAAGGGGGAAUUCUUUUCUGAUCCAUUUGGCGGUGUCGAGGUGUACACUUUCUAUUGGAGUGAAUAA